ACGAUCGAAAUAAGUCGCGUGGAUGCAGUUUUACGAGGAAAUUCGAUCGAAUGAACGAUCCUCGAUUAUAGAAAGAACGAAAAAUGUGUCCCCGAAUGCAGUUUUAAUGGAGUGAAAAUAAAAUCUCCGCGACAACCCCAAAACUCGAAAGGCGAACACGACGACGACGACGGCAGAAGUGCCCCCCAUCGAGAGUGAUUUGCCUAAUAUUGUGCAAAGUGGAAAAAACAGUGACGAAAUCAUGUCGGAUGAAGACUUUUUCCGUGGAAUCCGGGACGAUAUCGUAAAUAGUACGGCCAAGAUGCAGGAAGCGGAUGCCACGAAGGGUAAAGGUGCACCGAAAGCACCGAAAAAACCGAUGCAAUUCGUGGCGCUGGACCAGGAGGGAGGAGUACCGGUGCAGCAACCGAAGGAGGUCGACAAGGAGGAACAGCAGGCACCCGCACCCGACACUGGCGGGGCGGUAAACGAUAAUCCUCCUCCUCUUGGAAGGCCAGAUCCUACCGCACCAGCCCCAGGACCGAGCAAAAAGAACGAAAAGAAGCAGAAGAAGAAGGAGGCGGUUGCUGCGGCCAAGGAGGCGUUGAAGCAGAAGAAGAAGAAAAAGGAUAAAACGGCACCCGCACCGGGGAUACAUAAGCUGGAGCAUCUGCAGGAAAUGAUCGACGACAUCAAAUCCCAGAUCAACGAGCUUAAACAUGAAUCCCACAAGAAGAAGCUGCUACCCGCGAAGGCCAGGAAACCGGAGUCCACCGAUGCACCGGUGGAGGUACGUGGCCGCGAGAGGGAAGAGCGCGAGGAAAAUCGCGAAACGAAGCGAUCUGUAAAGUGGCGUGAGAUGCAGACGCUCGGUGCGAAGAGCUCAAAGCACGUGACGCAGGAUCCAGCGGCAGAGAAUGGCAAUCCGCAGGUACGGCUUAAGGAUCUUCCCUCGGACCAGCAGCUCCUGCUGGCACUCUUUACACUAAAUGCCUCCCAGCGACAGCAGUUAAUCGAGAAGAUUGGCCUGGAUUAUGGGCUGCUCGCGGCCCAUCCGCACAAGAAGGACAAAGUGGUGGUCGCGGAAGCGUUCCGGAGCGUCUCCAAAACGCUGCAUUCGUCUGCGAUGGAGUUUAUGACGGGACCGGCGAAGAAGAAACGGUUUAAUCCGAAAGCUCCCGCUCCGCAGCACAAAGCACAGAAGGGACCGCAGGCCAAGGUGAAGCAACCGGAACGGCAAACGUUCGAAGCGCAAGUCAGCUAUCUGCUGAACGAUGGCAAGACGCGGCCAGUAAUGGAGUACAAACCGGAGCUAACGCUCGGUGAUCGUGGUUCGCAGAAUGCGACCGAUCAUCUGAACGCUUUCGUCGAUCGUUUGGUGGCCAAUCGGGUAGGCUAUCUGGUGGAGGGACCGUUGCGGAUCAACCCGAACAACCACUACCAAUCUUUCGUGGACGAUCCGCGCCAGGAGGGCAAUGUGUUUAUCAACUCCAUCCUCCUACGCCAGUGCGCCAUGGAGGGUGAUGUGGUGCAGGUGUUUGUGAAGUACGACGAGCCGAAGGAACAGCCUCCCGUGAAGGACGCUGGCACCAAGGAGAGCACGGAAACGCAAUCAUCGUUAGAGGAAGCGGAAGCACCCACUUCGGAAGCCCAGCCGGUGGACGAGGUGCAACCGGUAGCGGUCGUCGACGCAGCACAACCUACGGCACGGAAUGGGCUCGGGUUUGUGGUGCGUGUCCUUGAGAAACGCCACAACCGCCAGUGUGUGGGCAGCUUCGCUCCGAUAGGACAGGGCAAGAAGCACUAUCGCAUGUUUAUGCCGCGCGAUAAACGCAUUCCGGCCAUGCGUGUCCUGCAGCACGAUCUACCGAACGCUUUUCUCGAUCCAAUGAAUGCUGCUCCGAAGGAAGGCAAGGAAGGCAAGGAAGGAGGAGGAGAUGGUGAUGGUCCUACCGGUACGGACCUGCUAGAGGUUAUCUAUCAAGCUCAGAUUGUGCAAUGGCAGGAUGAUGUACCGAUCGGUACGAUCCUUAGGCCCAUCGGCAAGUGUGGCCAGCUGGAGGUGGAAAACGAAGCGAUCCUCGUCGAGUACAACCUGGACGUUACACCGUAUCCGGAGACUUUGUUGGCACAACUACCACCCUGUCCGUACAGCAUCCCCGAAGAGGAACUAGCGAAGCGUACGGAUCUACGCGGUGAAUGCAUCUUUACGAUCGAUCCGGCCACUGCGCGCGAUCUGGAUGAUGCGCUAAGCUGUAAGGUGUUGCCGGAUGGUAACUACGAAAUUGGAGUUCACAUUUCCGAUGUGACGUACUUCCUGCGUGAGGGGUCCCCACUGGACGAGCAGGUGAAGCUGCGUGCCACGUCCGUCUACAUGGUGGAUGGCGUUCAUCAUAUGUUACCGAAGCAGCUCUGCAACAGCUGCUCACUAUUGCCCGGUCAGGAUAAGCUGGCGUUUUCGGUGCUUUGGAAGAUACGACCAGAGGAUGGCACGAUCUUGGAAACACGCUUCGAGCGAACCAUCAUCAACUCGUGCGCUCAGCUGUCCUACGAGCAUGCUCAACUGAUGCUGGAUAACCCGGAACGGUCACUGGAAGAGGAUGAAAGUAUUCCGGUGAUUGCGCACGGAUACACGGCCAAUGGACUGCGCGAUAUCGUGAACCGUUUACAGUCGAUUGCGGUUAAACUACGGAAGCGACGAAUGGAUGGUGGCUGUCUAAAGAUUAACCAACCGAAGCUAACAUUCCGGCUUGAUCCGGCCACCGGGAAGCCACUGGCUUACGGUGUGUAUCAGUUGCGUGCGAGCAACGAACUGAUCGAGGACUUUAUGCUGUUGGCAAACGUGUCCGUUGCUGAGGCAAUCCAUGCCGCUUAUCCGGCCAUCUCGUUGCUUCGUAGCCAUCGGGCACCGUCGGAUAAUAUGAUGAAGAAGCUGGUGCGCAACUUGGCCGCCCAUGGGUACCCGUUUUCGUACGACAGCUCGAAGGCGAUCCGUGAAUCGAUGGAAGCGAUCGCUACGGCGACGGAACAUCCGGAUGCGGUUUCCAGUGUGCUGAGCGUGCUGCUAGCGAAACCGAUGACCCGUGCCCUGUAUUACUGCUCCACGUUUGCGAGUUCCCCGGUGGAUUUUGCCCACUACGCACUGGCGAUACCGCUGUACACGCAUUUCACUAGUCCUAUUCGUCGGUAUGCCGAUUGUCUGGUGCAUCGCGUACUGGCCGCCAGCCUCGGAAUUGACGUGGAGCCUAAACGUUCGCCUGAUGAGGUGCAGCGUUUGGCUUCGAUUUGCAAUGAGAAGAAGUACAAUGCGAAACUGGCCGGAGAUGCCAGUUCGCUGCUUUACUUCCGCCACUGGUUGAGUACGGUUGGGGAGCAGGAAAUGAUGGGUGCCGUUUUGGGGUACGGUGAGCAUCACAUCGAACUGGUCCUCAUCCAUACCGGGCUUGUGGUGAAGGUUUUCGAAAAGAAAAUUGCUGCAACUGCCAAGCUUGUCUUUAAAGCCGUCGAGCCAACGGGUAGCUGCCUAUUGGUCCCGAAGGAUACUACGAUCCCACCGGUGAAGCUGCAAAUAUUCACUAAAGUCCGCGUUACUGUUAAAGUACGUAAUGGAGCGAUUGUUGUGUCCUCAGUCCUCCCGCUUGCUACUUCCGAACCGACCGUUCCCGCGGUCGAGUCAAACUCAGGCGCACCGAUGAAGCAGGGCGCCUCUAAUCCUGUGGAGGAGAUUUGCCAAGAAAUGGCAUCGGCCAAAGUGUACUGAACCAGCUUUCCUCUCCACCGCUCUGCUUUUGAGAUUCUUACCAGCACAGGACGUGCGUUUUGCUUUUUUUAUUUGAUCUUCGUUUUGAGUUAUCAAAGUCGUAUCCCCUGCGGUGGAUACUUUUUUUUUUGAUAAGUUGAAUCAACUUCCGGAUGACCGACCCUUUUUAGAGAUUGAAACACAUAAAUAAACAUACACAUUUGUCGGCCACGCGUCGACAACCGACCCUA
Anopheles aquasalis is the source of this 3969-nucleotide messenger RNA. RefSeq names its product Dis3 like 3'-5' exoribonuclease 2 (gene Dis3l2). Gene Ontology annotation, biological process: mRNA catabolic process; miRNA catabolic process. The record is from RefSeq and is a predicted model, not a curated record. Lineage: Eukaryota; Metazoa; Arthropoda; Insecta; Diptera; Culicidae. Gene Ontology annotation, cellular component: P-body. Gene Ontology annotation, molecular function: 3'-5'-RNA exonuclease activity; RNA binding.